Eutrema salsugineum is the source of this 504-nucleotide messenger RNA. RefSeq names its product myelin transcription factor 1-like. The transcript has a single exon. Lineage: Eukaryota; Viridiplantae; Streptophyta; Magnoliopsida; Brassicales; Brassicaceae. The record is from RefSeq and is a predicted model, not a curated record. Bases 1 to 504 code for a protein of 167 amino acids.
AUGGCUAAAAUUCGACUUAAGGGUGUGGUCUAUGAUUCGAACGAAUCUGUACCCAAGCGCAGCGAAGAAGCAGAUAUGGAAGAUAAAGAACCCGGAAUAACACCAAACCCUCCGGCGAAUGAUGAAGAAACAACCCAUGAAGAAACUCGGGGAGAAGAAGAAUCAUUGACGGAAUCAGAACCAGCCGGUACGGAAACCACCAAAGAAGCCCCAGAAACCGCACCAACACCCAUGGAAGAAAGUGCGACGGAUCAACCAGAGGAGCGGUUGGAAUCUCGCGAGGAACCUGAAAAAGUGGGUUUAGCGGAUACAGUAGCUGAGGAAGAGGGUGUGGUAGAAUCCCAGAAAGAAGGCGAGAGAGAUGUAUCUGAGGAUGAGGCUUCAGGAAGAGAAGGCGAGGAAGAGAAAUCAGAGAAAGAAGCCGAGGAAGAGGAAUCAGAGAAAGAAGCCGAGGAAGAGGAAUCCGAGAAAGAAACAGGGGAAGAGGAAGUCGAGGAUGAGUAA